CUAUAAAUCCUUUGCGGAUACUCAACAAAGAAAAACAGUGGAGACGCGCAGGUUUCAGAUUUAACGACAGUAUAAAUCCUCAGCCAUUUACUGUACACUAAAAAUCCCAAACAUGGGUAAAAAGCACAAAAAACACAAGUCCGACAAACACACGUGUGAAGAGUACGCGGAGAAGCCUCUGAAGCUGGUCCUUAAGGUGGGAGGCGGUGAAGUGACCGAGCUGUCCACGACGAGCUCCGGACACGAUUCCAGCAUGUUCGAGGACAAGUCGGACCACGACAAGCACAAGGACAAGAAGAAGAAGAAGAAAAAGAAGUGCGAGAAAGAGAAGCCCCCUCCCGUGCCCGUGGUGCAGGAGGAGAAGAAGAAGAAAAAGACUGAAAAGAAGAAGAAGGUUCAAGAUUCCAUGGACACAGACAUGGAUGAGAGAAGCCAGACUCCCGUGAGAGCAGAGAUGCUGCAUGAAAAGCACGUGAGCUCAUCCUUGGCCCAAAUAGAUGAAAAAGAACAGUCCCCUCUGCAAGAAGCUUUAACACAACUGACCCGGCAGCUUCAGAGGAAGGACCCGCGUGCCUUCUUCUCAUUCCCCGUCACAGAUUUCAUUGCGCCUGGGUACUCUCGGAUCAUCAAGCACCCAAUGGACUUCAGCACCAUAAAGGAGAAAAUCAAGGCUGAUGAGUACCACUCUCUGGAGGAACUCAGGGCUGAUUUCAAAACCAUGUGUGAAAACGCGAUGACUUACAACAAGCCACAGACCAUUUAUUUUAAAGCUGCCAAGAAGCUGCUCCAUUCCGGCACCAAAAUCCUCAGCCAGGACCGGCUCCAAAGCUUGAAACAGAGCAUUGAAUUUAUGGCAGACCUGGAAAAUGUCAACAAGCAGAAAGAGAAGGAGCAGCAGCAGCAGGAGGAGGAGACGGACCGGAAGGAGGACUCUGCGCUCGACCAGUCCAGAGACCCAGCCGAGCCCAUGGACACGGACGAGGUGAAUAAAGACUCCGCUACAGCAAACAAGGAGAUCGGAAGGCAAGACUCCAAAGACUCUGUAUCAAAGAUCAUCAGUUCAGCAGAAAAGGAGCUGGAACAGAUCGAGAAAAUCAUUGAGGAAUCGGGUGGAAAAUUAACCCGGAGAAACAUUGAGAGCCAGUUGGAAUUUGAGAGACGGAAAUCUGAUGGGACCACAACUCUGGGAUUUCUGAACCCAGCAGACCUGUCAAUGGGAGAACCCGGGUACUGUCCGGUGAAGCUGGGAAUGAUGAUGGACAGGUUACAGACAGGCAUUAACACUCUGCAGGGAUUCAAAGAAGACAAGCGCAACAGAGUAACUCCAGUGUCAUACAUGAAUUAUGGGCCUUACAGUUCUUACGCCCCAGUCUACGACUCCAGUGUUGCAAACAUCAGCAAAGCAGACUCAGACCUCAUAUAUUCCUUCUAUGGAGACGAAUCAAGCUUGGAGGUCCCAGCCAGUGUACAGCAGUUUUUGGCAAAUGCGGAUGAAUAUACUUACAAGAUGGCAGACAAUAUACUGGAUGCACUGACCAAUGGAGAGCAUUCCAAGAGCCUGAGAGAAAUGGGAAUGACAAUGCAAGGAAGUGAGGAGCGCACAGAUGAGCCUGCUGAGUCUAAUGAUGUUGAGAUCAUUGAAGCACUUGCCAGCAGCAAGGACAGGUUUACCUCCUUGAGUGCUGUUGCUGGUCUGGAAAUGGAGACAGCGUCCUUCGACUCCAAAGAGUCGGAGCAGUUCCAGAGGAAGCUGGAUGAAACCACCCAGUUACUCAGGGAGCUGCAGGAGGCGCAGAACGAGCGGCUCAGUGCAAAACCGCCACCCAACAUAGUCUGCCUGCUCGCUCCCACCAUCAAAGAGAUCCAGCUGGCUGAGAAAGUGACUGGAAAUCUAAAGCACCUGGCCAGCCAAGUGACCCCUGGUGACAUCACCAGUGUGUACGGGAUCAGGAAGGUCAUGGGCGUUGCUGUGCCUGCACGCCUGCUGGAGCAGAGCCUGGUAGACCUGACAGCAGAUGCUUCGGACUCCGGCAGGAGCUUGACUGCCAACCAAGAAGACUUCCCACCUAUAGCAGUGUAAACCAGUUCCUCGUUUUACUGAAAAGCUUUUUUCAAAUUCUGUCUGUGCAAGUUGUGUUCAGUAAAACUAAACAAAGCGUGUGUUUUUGUACUGUACAGAAUGUAUUUGUACAUGGUUUUAAAAAAUAAACCUUUUUUUGAAAUA
Molecule: messenger RNA, 2224 nt
Organism: Polyodon spathula (Mississippi paddlefish)
Lineage: Eukaryota; Metazoa; Chordata; Actinopteri; Acipenseriformes; Polyodontidae
Product: bromodomain-containing protein 7-like
Exons: 17
Coding region: 113-2080 (655 amino acids)
Biological process (GO): regulation of transcription by RNA polymerase II
Cellular component (GO): nucleus
Source: RefSeq, a predicted model, not a curated record